This is a messenger RNA of Myotis myotis, 1218 nucleotides long. RefSeq names its product chromatin accessibility complex subunit 1 (gene CHRAC1). Lineage: Eukaryota; Metazoa; Chordata; Mammalia; Chiroptera; Vespertilionidae. Gene Ontology annotation, molecular function: protein heterodimerization activity. The transcript is spliced from 4 exons. The coding region runs from base 105 to 500 and encodes 131 amino acids. Gene Ontology annotation, cellular component: CHRAC; nucleus. The record is from RefSeq and is a predicted model, not a curated record.
ACUACAACUCCCAGGGGGCAGCGGGACGUCGCUCUCGCAGCGCCCGUGUCGGCCGGCCACCGUGCGGCGGGUCCCGGCGGCCGCCGCGGGGGAGGGGCAGGAAGAUGGCGGACAUGGUCGUGGGCAGAGACAAAUGCGGGGAGCAGCGCCUCGUGUCGCUGCCCCUGUCCCGCAUCCGGGUCAUCAUGAAGAGCUCGCCCGGGGUGUCCAGCAUCAACCAGGAGGCGCUCGUGCUCACGGCGAAGGCUACGGAACUCUUUGUUCAAUAUCUAGCCACCUAUUCCUACAGACAUGGCAGUGGGAAAGAAAAGAAAGCACUGACUUACCAUGACUUAUCCAAUACUGCAGAGGAAUCGGAAACGUUCCAGUUUCUUGCAGGCUGGCCCACACGCAGAAGCACAUGGUUUGCAUUCAGUGACGUGGAAACAGACCUUCAGCAUUCGCCAGGAGACCACCCUGAAGGGCAGUCUGAUUUCCUCUCGUUUUGGAACCUACUGUAGAGAUAUAUUACCAAAGAAGAUACUAGCUAGUAAAUACCUGAAAAUGCUGAAGGAGAAGAAGGAAGAGGAGGAGGAGGAGGAGGAGCGUAACAACGAUGAGGAAAGUGAUGAAGCAGAAUCCUAAACCCCAAACGAAAUGCUUUACAGUCCGCCUGGUGAGGGCCCCCCAGGACCACCCAGCACUGCGCCUUCAGUCUCCUCACCUUCCAGAGGCUUCCAAGACACUGCUCCUUGGCUGAGACGCAGGGCCUGAGGCACCUGCACACAUGGCCGAGGAGAGCUGUCGGGCCGCCCCUGCGGUUGGCGGGCACCAAGCAUGAGCUGCCUGGACAGCCAAAGACAAGGCUCUCUGCGCGCGCUUCGGGUAGCGUUCCAGAGCUUCUCCUAGCGGCUCCAUAAAACAACCACGUCUCGUUUUAGCUCCAUGUAGUUCAAGUUACAUUUUGUUACAUUGUGUGUAGUUACAUUUGCAUUUUUGUAUUUCAAGAAAAUUUGAAUAUUUGUUUAAAUACAGCAUUUUUAACUGUAAAGACAAAAAUGUUAAAUUAAAAGUUAUAUGUAGUUUUACAGUAAAAUGCUCUAGGUCUAAUUUUAGAAGCCUCUAUUGUCCUAAUGCCUCGCUUAUUAUCUGAGCCUUUUGUGAAAUUUUAAAAUAUGCAUUUCUAGCAUUUUUAUUCCCAGAGAAAAAUUUUGUCAAAUCAUAAAUCCAAAAAUACUA